Molecule: messenger RNA, 2205 nt
Organism: Saccostrea echinata
Lineage: Eukaryota; Metazoa; Mollusca; Bivalvia; Ostreida; Ostreidae
Product: cytochrome P450 3A4-like
Exons: 11
Coding region: 377-1873 (498 amino acids)
Molecular function (GO): iron ion binding; oxidoreductase activity, acting on paired donors, with incorporation or reduction of molecular oxygen; steroid hydroxylase activity
Source: RefSeq, a predicted model, not a curated record
AAAAGUUUCUGUAUUUAGAAAACACUUGAGAUGUUGUGUCUAAAUUUGGAAUAUAUUUUAAAUGUGACUUCUAAAGGCAGAUAUGGUUCUAUAUAAAGAAUAUUUUAGCCAUCUUAUCAUCGACUACAGUGAUAAAUAUUUCAAAUUAGAAAAACACGGCCCUUCAAAUUCCAAAUCUAGGUCCACUGAUAUACUUUGUAUUGGUUAACUCCGCCUCUUAGGCAUGCGCAUUACGUGGGAAAAACAAUCCAAUUUUAUGAAUAAAAAUGAUACUAUGUGUUAGGUGGUUUAAAUCGCAUGAGUACUUUCUGAAGGUAACAUAUUCAAAGCAAUAUAUAUAUAUACUAGACGGAUAUUUCUUACUGUUUAUGACAACAUGAUACUUUUCAUUUUAACUGGAGUAACCCUCGCUCUGGCGCUCUACAAAUAUUUUGUCUAUCACUUUCAAACGUUUGAAAGGCUCGGAAUCCCAGGUCCAAAACCGACUCUUUUCCUCGGCAAUCUACCAGAAAUUCUGAAAAAGGGACAGUUGCAGGCCAUCAUUGAUUGGAGAAAGGAAUAUGGGCGAGUUUUUGGAUACUUUGAAGGCUAUACCCCGGUUCUUUCUGUCAGUGACCCAGAGCUGCUUAAGGAAGUUUUGGUAAAAGACUUCGAGAACUUCCAAUCAAGAAAGCCCUUCCCCUUGGCUCCAAGAAAAAGCUUAGGAUUGUUCUUAGAGAAUGGACACCAGUGGAAGCGCAGCAGGACAUUGUUGACGCCUGCCUUCAGUGCUGGCAAACUGAAACAAAUGUUCGGAAUCAUGAAUGAAUGUACCGACCACUUCCUGGAGAACAUGGAGAAAAAAACAAAGACUUCCAAAAUGUUGGACAUCUAUGACCUCUACCAAUGUCUGACUUUGGAUGUUAUCGGUCGAUGUGCUUUUGGGUUACGCACAAAUGCCCAGGUAGAUGAGGAAGAUCCUUUCUUGACCAAUGUGAGAAGUCUCUUCAACCGUCUCAGCAAAACCAUGAUUCUUCCAGCAGUCAUGCUGAUUCCUUUCCUCCAGUACUUUGUUUUUGCACUUAAAAACAUCGUGGUCCUAUUUGGGAUGAACCCAGUGGUGUGGAUUAGGAUGAAAAUGAAGGAGAUUAUCGAAAUUAGGAAGGAAAUGGGGGCAAAUGCUAGUACCUUUGAUUUGGUUCAGCAAAUGCUCUUCUCGAAAGUCAAGGAUGGGAGUAGUGCGUUCAGUGAGAGGGAGAUCGUGGCACAGAGUAUGACCUUCCUUUUGGCGGGAUACGAAACCACCAGUACAGUUCUAGCAUUCCUGAGUCACGUGCUGGCGCACAACCCAUGCAGUCAAAAGAAGUUGGCGGAAGAAAUUGACUCCAUUAUUGGAGAGAAUGAAGUCAAUUACGAAAACGUGAAAGAACUACCUUAUUUCGACAUGGUAUUUGACGAAGUUUGCAGACUCUACCCAACAGCAUCAUUAAUUGUGACCAGACAAGCCAAAGAAACAGCUACUUAUAAUGGAAUCACUAUUCCUGCUGGAAUGAAUGUACAGGCUGAUGUUUGGGGUCUCCAUCAUGACAAGGAAUUCUGGGAUCAACCCUCUGUUUUCAACCCUGAGAGGUUCAGAAAAGGAAACAAGCAACAUAUCAAACCCUACUCCUUUUUGCCAUUUGGUGCUGGUCCAAGAAGCUGUAUCGGUUCACGAUUCGCCAUGUUAGAAACUAAGAUCGCCAUGGUCCGAAUUCUGAAGCAGUUCUCAUUCAAACCUUGUGAUGCAUCUAAAGAAAUAGAACUGGAGUGUCGUGGUGCCAUUGUUCCUAAGAAUGGCAUUAAUGUACAGGUCGAAAGCAGAAAGUGGUCGGGCAAACUAUCUCGCUACAGUUGAAGGAAAAUGAACAAAAAUGAAUUACAUAUGCAGAGAGACCCCUAUCUCUGUGAGUGCGGAAUUUUUCGUAAUAAUGGACACUGCGUCAGUUAUCCGAAAACUCAAAAACGGUGGAUACAAGAGAGGAGUUUUUAUUAGAAGUCAUCAUAUCACCGCCGUUUGAUUCAGGGACGUUUGUGCCUCAGUGGGUGAGAAGUUGAACUGUAAUAUAACAAAGAUUACCAACUUUACUAUAUAUUCACAGAACGUGCAUUUACCUUCCUGUGAAUAUAUUAUUCAAUGUGAAAGACAAGAAAGGAUACACAUAAUGCGGUUUCCUGUAUUUUGCUCUC